This is a messenger RNA of Pristis pectinata (smalltooth sawfish), 3867 nucleotides long. It is a transcript of the gene igsf11, whose product is annotated as immunoglobulin superfamily member 11. Bases 178 to 1470 code for a protein of 430 amino acids. Gene Ontology annotation, biological process: homophilic cell-cell adhesion. The record is from RefSeq and is a predicted model, not a curated record. The transcript has 7 exons. Gene Ontology annotation, cellular component: cell-cell junction. Lineage: Eukaryota; Metazoa; Chordata; Chondrichthyes; Rhinopristiformes; Pristidae. Gene Ontology annotation, molecular function: ionotropic glutamate receptor binding.
AAACUCAGCGGAGUCACUGGGAAUGGUUGCAGCUUUGGGAAAUUAACUCUGAGAAACCUAAGGCAAACGCGGCAACACGAGCACUUUGCCCCUUAGUUCAGCCAGUCUGGUACUUGGCCAGGGGCUGAGCUUUAAUUCUCUGGUUCAGUUAUUUGCUUCCAGUCGCCCUGUCCUGAGAUGGUGCUGAAACGGGCUGACUGGAACCUGUGGAUUGCCUGUCUUUGCAUAGUUUGCUUCCAAGGUUGGGUGGAGUUGUUAGAAGUUACUGUGGGUAGUACGAGUGUAAAGGUUGCCAGAGGUCAAACAGCAGUACUACCAUGUACCUUCAAAACGAGUGCGGCGUUGAAUCAACUGAACGUCAUCUGGACUGUGACACCUCGCUCCAAUGCCAAUCAGCCAGAACAGGUAAUUUUGUACCAGGGAGGCCAGGUAAUCAGCGGGGCCAGCCACUUUAAUUCCCGUGUGGGAUUUGUCAUCACCAUGCCCAGCCUGAGUGCCUCCAUCUUCAUUAAUAACAGUCAACUGUCAGACACUGGGACGUACCAGUGUUUGGUGAACAAUCCGCCUGACAGAGGAGAAAGGAACAUAGGUGUCCUUGGACUGUCUGUUCUAGUUCCUCCUGCUAUCCCAUUGUGCAGACUUCAAGGAGUUGUUGCUGCUGGAAAUGAUGUCACUCUGACUUGUAGUUCUGAAGAAGGUCUCCCCCUCCCAACGUAUUCCUGGGAAAAGCUUGAUUCAUUUGCUAAGCUGCCACCAAUGUCAGUACAGGAUAAGACGCAGGGGACACUGAUUCUCCGGAAUAUCAGCACUGCCACGAAUGGUUUGUACCAGUGUACAGUUACUAAUGUAAUGGGAUCCCACAACUGUGCCAUUGAUCUCCAGGUUAUUGCACCACAAUUCCAGAAUGUUGGAAUCAUAGCUGGAGCUGUGGCCACUGGAAUCUUGGUGCUUCUGCUCGGCAUCAUUUUUGUUAUUGUCAUUCUGUUCUACCGGAGAAGCAAAAACAAGUAUGAAGAGGAAGAAAUUCCUAAUGAGAUACGGGAAGAUGACAUCCCACCAUCAUCAUCCAUCAAAGGCUUCCAUCCAGACGGUUCCUCUGAAAAUGAUACCCUUGCAUCAGCAAACACAUACAGUGCCCACUACUGGCAAAGAAAAAAUCCCACCUAUGAAUCAAACAUGUUCAAUCGAUAUAAUGGUCACAUGCGCCACUCGAUUACUAUGUCGUCCAAUCAAGCACAGAGUCGUCCACUGUAUACGAAUGGAAGCCACCACACCACACCAAAGGCAGUGGUCAUUACCACAAGUUCAUCUCCAUCUUCACAAAACUUAGCAAGGUGCAAUGGUUCACUUGGUCAUAAAACACCUCCACAGCACCCACUCUCCUUUACUGUGAGUCAUGCAAAUCUUCAGCGAAUGGGUGGCAUACCAGUCAUGGUUCCUGCACAGAAUAGGGCAGGAUCACUGGUCUAGAUAACAUUUUACUGAUAGGAGACAUUGCUUGUGACCUAAGCCUCAAUUGUAGACUGAUCUUUUUCAUGUAUAAAGUAUAACAUGCCCUUUCUCACCAGGUAUCGGAUCAGCAAGAUAUUUCUCUAAAAGCAAAGCCAUUUCAUGCCUGAGUUUGACUUAUAUGCAACUGUGCUUUGUCUUAAAUUAAUACAUUUAUGAAGUCUUACUUUGGAAAAAGUCAUAGAUUGACAUUGACACAUCAUCAUAAGGUUCAAGGAAAAAAAAAAUUGGAGUACAGAUUUUCCAAAAGGAACAAAAUACUUGUUUGAAAUUGAAGAUGAACAAUCCACAUUUGUGAUUGGACUGCAUCAUCUUAGCAAUUUGUGAAAGACUGAAUCAGUGUUUGAAAAAUGGUUACUUUCCUCUGAGAAAUGGGGAUACCUGGAGGAACUUUACCAAGAAUAUCUCAAAGCGUGAAUGCCUCACAUCAUUUAACCUUCAGAAGCCUGUAAAUACACCAGGGAACAUAAGACAUGUUUGAACAAAGAGUAAUAUUUGAAUUUAAUAGACUGGUUCUGGAAAAUUAACAACUCGUUUCCAGAAAUUCAGUCAACUAUUUUAAGUGCACUAAAAUGGCCAGCAUAUUGUAGAAAAUAAUAACUUCAUCCACAGGAUAUGAUUUUGGAACAAUAUAGGUUUCUUUGAAGAAAAAGUUUUGAGGUUUUUUUCCUCCUUCAAUAUGCAUGUGCUAGAUUUCACAAUGUAUUGCUUUUGCUGAAGUGAUCAUGCUACAAUGAUUCUACAAGAAUAACAGUGGCGACCCUGGACAUGAGAAGACUAGACUGCUGAGGUGAUACGAGGAAGAAAAUACUUGAAAAUGGAAUGAAAACACUGAAUGAUACCUUUAAUUGAUAACACACCUGGAUUGAAAAUGCAAAUGUCUUAAUUGUUCUGUGGAAUAAUAAACCAGUGUUUUACGCUUGUUUUGUUUAAUGGCAACAUUGAAGAUGGUUGUUGUAGUAAAAGUAAAUAUAGAAUGACUGAAGUUGAUUCUUUGGCAUUUUGUUAGAGUAUUGGACAAACACUUACUGAAGAAAUAUUCCUUUGGUCCCUGUCACUAUUAAGAGAUUAGGUUGGAAUGCUUACUUAUGUUUACAUUUUUUUUAUUGGUGAUUAUGACCAUUGUGGGUCAGGUAGAACUGCAGCAUGGUACAAAUUCCAGAUUUUCCCAUUGCUUUGAUAUUUGCAGAGUUGUGGUCAGUCAGUAGGGGAGCUUCAUUUUUGUCCUUGGGAAGAGAGAUCGAGGGCUGGUGUUAGAUCCAGUUUUAACUUUUCCAGCACUUUCUUUGCAUCUUUGUACUGAACUGGGAAUGAGGACUGACUGCAACUAAGUAAUCAGCUCUGUCUCAGUUGUCAUUGAUAUGAAGUGUUUGACUACCAUAAAGAUAUUUGGCAAUGAUUAAAGUACUGUGUCUUCAUGUGUUUUGUAAAUACUGCAGGUUGUUGAUGAAAUGGUGCCAAAAGACCUUCUCCAGAAGUUACCAAACACCAGCUUGUAAACAAGUCAGAAGACCUAGGAUUUACAUUCAUUUUUAAGAUUGCAAGUCAGUUCUCAUUGAAUAACCCAAGGAGAUUAGAUUAAAAGCAAACCCAGGGUCAUUGGGAUAAGACUGCUGGUCAGUGAAAAUUAAUUACAGGCAGAAAACACCACUAAUUUUCAGCUGUUUGCACUUGAAUUUCAUUUAUUUGAUUAAUCCUUUUAAAAAUCCAGAGUCAGCAACUUUUGGUCUUUUUGGUUCUUGUGCACUUGUCUAACUCUGUCAUUUACAAUAAAAAGUUAAAUUAGUGUGGCAACAUGUUGGUAUUUUUGAAUUUUUCACUUUCCAUUAAAUGAAGUUAAGUGUUGCCUGUUUAUCAGAUUUGAAAUCAGCUGUGGAGAAAAGAAAACAGUUUUGAAGAAAAAUGACAAAAGGAGCAGUAAUUUUAACUCGACACUGAAGGAUGUGGAGGAUUAGAGGUCACUUGGAAAAGCACAGUUAGCCUGCGGAUAGUUCAUUGAAAUAAUUACUUGGCCCAUUUUUAAUCGGCCAUUUCUGAAUCUUUUAUGUACUUGCGUUUAUUGGCCAACAGUGGAAUGCUGACAGCCGCAUUGAGCUGAAGAACAUGCAAUGUAUAGAUUAAACUAAUGUGUCCCUCAUUAGACCUUUUAGAAUAGCCAAUUCGUGCUGAUUGAUUGGCUAUUCCACACCGGAGGUAUUUUGCUCUCUAUUUCUUCAUAAAUAUUCUUUAUAACGCUCUCAAGUCAGAAAUAAGUUCUAUGGCCAUAUUGCAGAGGUACUUUAAAAUGCUUUAUACUCCAAAUGUUGUGCAGAUUGCUGCAUUUACAUCAGUGAAAAACUAGAAGUUUUAAUGUUGCUC